Molecule: messenger RNA, 2164 nt
Organism: Macrobrachium nipponense
Lineage: Eukaryota; Metazoa; Arthropoda; Malacostraca; Decapoda; Palaemonidae
Gene: aos
Product: protein giant-lens-like
Exons: 4
Coding region: 393-1286 (297 amino acids)
Source: RefSeq, a predicted model, not a curated record
ACUAGAAAGAGAGGUAGAGAGUGACGCAAGGGUGAGCCAACAUUUGAGCGAGGCAACUCCCGAUAUACCUCCGUAACGCGUACCUGGACUUUAACUCACGAAAUAAAAAAUAAAAGGAGUCAUGCGAUACUGAUCUACUUCUGCGUUCCGAAAGAUUUUAUACCUUCGUGUGAGACCUCUCUGUAUCAAACAAGACUUCCCACUUCUUUUUUUUAAUUCAUUUUACCCUGUUGGCGCUUUGAAGUGUAUUGCAAUAGAUUAUUAGUGCAGCAACAGUGUUGAAUCGGCAUAUCUCAAAGGGUGUCAGAGAGAGAGACUCAAACCGCUUUCCCAGAGAGUUGGAGGACGACUUCUUCCUCCUCCUCCUCCUCCUUCAGGCACAAGGAAGAAUCAUGGGCCAGUUACUGCAUCCUUCGGACUUCGUGCUGACGGUGGCCAUGCUGGUGGUGCUGCUGGGCGCGGAGGGCGGCCUUACUUCCAGGUUGCCUCGGGCGGAACUCCUGCAACGAUCUCCACUUCGGGACGAGCGUAGUAGCCACAUCAUCUCGGCGGCAUCAGCCUCCUCCUCCUCCUCCUCCUCCUCUCCUUUAUCUUCCUCCUCCUCCUCCUCCUCCCCGUUAUCUUCCUCCUCCUCUUCGACGACGACUACGACGACCUCGAAGGAUCUUCUCCACCCAGCCUACAGGGUCUUCUAUCAGACUGGGAAGACAGAGGAGGAACUGCCCGUGUGUUCACCCUGGACAGUCUGCAACAAAAUUGACACCUACGAUACCCCGAGAACCGAGCGCCAGUGUCGAUGCCCCGGAAGCCAAACUUGCAGCUCCGCGCUGCUGCCCUCAGAUGGGCAUACCAUCACAGACAAGACCAGGCAUUUCAAGAUCUGCGAAUCCACCAAGAAGCUCCCGAAAUGCCGGUAUUUCCGAGACGUGACCUGGACUUUCAUCACGUACCCCAACAACGCCACGCAGCAGAUCAUGCACUGCGUAUGCCCCAAGAACUCGGUGGCGUACAUCAUCAAGCGGCAGGCAUACCAGACCAACCAGGGCAUCGGCUUCCAAUACAGCUUCGCCUGCUCGCCUCAAAGUCGCCUGAGAUGUCAGCGCAAGGAGCCCUGCAGGCUGUUCACAGUGAAAAAACGCCCCCAGUUUGAGGAGGUCAACACCAACACCCUGUGCCAGUGUCCUCACGCCCACCACUGUCCCAAACACCACAAGGACCCGGGCGUCAUUCCAGGCAAGGCCUACACCGAGGAUUCGAUACGCACCUACAGUGGGUACUGUAUGUGAGCGGCCAAAGCAGCCUCACCAAGUUCCUGGAGCAAGUUUCUUCCACUGAAAGCAUCAUCGCUAAGAGCCGAAUCUUCCUCCUCCUUACUGCGCAUGUGCCACCUUUUUUCUCUCCAGUAUACGAUAUACCUGUCUACUGACUGCGUCAUCUAGCAUUCUGCCUCGCAGAGUCAGACUUCAGUGCUGGUGUCUACUUAGUUUUUGCCAUUGGCUGCUGACGGUGAAAGAGGACGAAAACUCCCCUUUUUCUUCACCUUCUUUUUUUCUUUUGUUUGAAGAGUGUGGCGUGAGGAAACCUUCGGAAUAGUAGAAGAAAAAAUUGGAAGCAAAGGACGAUCAUUCGACGACAUUUCUGUUCUGAGUCGCUCGUUGAUUCAGAAAAGGCUUCCUCGGCCAUUCGCUACAGUACCUGAAUUACUACGGACACGACUUGAACAAGCCAAGCUUUACGAGACGUCUUUCAUUCAUUCAUUCAUUCAAGUCCGAAACUUCAGCCAUUUUCCAGUGUCGAGAGAUGCAACGCGAGAAAAAAAAAAAUCUCCCUCCCACCUCCCCCCCCCCACCCCCCUUUUUUUCUUAUCCACGAAGUGUUUCCCUCUCGUGGGGGCAAUCUCGUGUGUGACACGGGCUGCUGCUGCUGCUUGCUCUUGGCGGUCUUGUUGUUAACAAGCUGAAGGCACAGACAGACAGACAGACAAGACUGACUCCCAGAACCGCCGUGCAUUCCGAUCGGUCUUUGGGUCAACUCGUAGAAAUGUUAUUUUAUUUGACAAUUUUAUUUUAUUUUGUAGAUGUUUCUUUUUUUUAGCAGUAAUGUAUAUACUCUUUUAUUUUGCCAUAUUUCUAGUGUAACCACAGAACUGCACUAUAUAUAUAUA